GCUGUGUGCUAAAAAAAAAAAACACCGAGAAGAAGAGUCAGCUCAUUUUUUAACAAAGUCUGAUGCGGCUAGGUCAAUGCUAGCUAGGUAACACUAAUGGUUGUUCUCUCUGCUGGAUUUUUCCACCCUCCCCAUUGCUGACUCGACAUGGGCAAGAGAGACAAUCGAGUGGCUUACAUUAACCCCAUUGCUGCUGCACGAGCCAGAGGACCGGCACAGAACUCCGGUCCAACCAUACAGGAUUAUUUAAGCAGACCUCGACCGACAUGGGAGGAGUUGAAGGAGCAGCUGGAGAAGAAGAAGAAGGGCUCUCGAUCCUUGGCCGACUUCGAGGACAAAAUGAACGAUAAAUGGAGGAGAGAACUGGCGAAAAACCGAGAGAAGCUGUUGGGUGGAAGCGACAAGGACAAAGAGAAAGACAAAAAGACAACAGAGAAGGAAAAAGAGGAGAAGAAAGAGAAAAAAGAGAAAAAGAAGAAGAAGGAAAAGAAGAAAUCCAACAGGCAUUCUUCAUCUUCCUCCUCCUCAUCGAGUUCUGAUUCCUCUAGCAGCUCCUCCUCAGAAUCUGAAGAUGAGGAUGAAAAGAAGAGCGUGAAGAAGAAGCGGAAGAGAAAGAAGUCAUCGGCCAGGAGAGCAUCAGACAGCUCAGAGGAAGAAUCUGAUGCUGAAAUCAAGAAGAAAAAGAAAAGAAUCAAGGAAGAAGGGGACAAAGAUAAGGAUGACAAGAGCCGUAAAAGAAAAAGGAAGGCCGAGCGGAGUUAUAAAGACUCGUCUUCAGAGUCCUCUGUGGACUCUGAGGGGGAGGAGGUAGCUGAAGCCAAGAAGAAAAAGAGAAGUAGUGAAGAACGGGAGAAAAUUACAGACAAAUCCAAGAAGAAAAGGAAAAAGAAGCACAAGAAACAUGGCAGAAAAAAGAAAAAGAAGGCGGCAUCCCAGUCAGACUCGGAGCUCGACUAGCAACCGUAGCUUUACGGUUCACUCAUCUUCCCGACAGUUCACUAGUAGUGUUGUUUUUGCCCUUGACUUCUAAAAACUUGUCCCAUCCAGCUCCAGUCAUUAUGCUUGAGCAAGACACCUACAGACUUGUAAUGGGCUUCUGUGAGCAAAGUGAAAUUGAGGGAGUCAUGCAUCCCUCUCAGUGGCAACUACUGGUACAUAUCUACCGUUAAAAACUUAUUUCUUUUAUCACCACGUUUUUUGACAUUAAUUGUUCUUUGAGUUACACUCAAAACAAAAGGACUGAAGUGAAUUCCACAUCUUUUUUUUUUUUUCAACCCCUCAUUUUGGAAGUGUGACCAGCGCUUACUUUUCACCUUCAGUUUGCUGGCCCCUCUUCGGAGUCGCGCUCUCCACUCCAAACCUGACAUCUUGCAUUUCUAGUUGCUAGAUGAGGCUGUUAUGCUAGUGCCUGUGUCAUGCAUGUAGACCUGAUCACCCGAUGUCUCGCCAGCCUCAUAUUGAAGUUGGACUUAAGAUAUGAAAUGUGAGCUACACAGUUGAAAUUUAUACAAAGGAUAAUUGUCUGAAUUGUUACACUGCAGUGUAAAUGUACAAACAAUGGGAAUUCAUUAAUAAAGUAUUGUUUUAGCCUUUUAUUGCUGUUACUUAGUUAUA
Messenger RNA from Larimichthys crocea (large yellow croaker), 1614 nucleotides. It is a transcript of the gene fam133b, whose product is annotated as family with sequence similarity 133 member B. The transcript has 11 exons. Lineage: Eukaryota; Metazoa; Chordata; Actinopteri; Sciaenidae. The record is from RefSeq and is a predicted model, not a curated record. The coding region runs from base 148 to 957 and encodes 269 amino acids.